Drosophila novamexicana is the source of this 598-nucleotide messenger RNA. RefSeq names its product small ubiquitin-related modifier 3-like. The transcript has 3 exons. The record is from RefSeq and is a predicted model, not a curated record. NCBI's taxonomy places the organism in Eukaryota, Metazoa, Arthropoda, Insecta, Diptera, Drosophilidae. Bases 100 to 453 code for a protein of 117 amino acids. Gene Ontology annotation, molecular function: protein tag activity; ubiquitin-like protein ligase binding. Gene Ontology annotation, biological process: protein sumoylation. Gene Ontology annotation, cellular component: nucleus.
AUAAAAAUGGAACAUGUUUGUCACAUUUGAAGCGUAGCAUUCAAAUAUUAGCGCACAUUUGGGAUAUUCAAUUUGAGGAUUUCCAAAGAAGAAACAAAAAUGCCGCCAAUAUUUGUAUUCGACAUUGAAGAGUUGCAUUCGCCGCAGUUUCCUGUUAAUAUAAAUACUGAAACCGAGCACAUCAACUUGAAGGUGCUGGGCCAGGAUAAUGCGGUCGUUCAAUUCAAGAUCAAGAAACACACGCCUCUACGUAAGCUAAUGAACGCCUAUUGUGACCGAGCUGGCCUUUCAAUGCAAGUGGUACGAUUUCGCUUCGAUGGACAACCGAUCAAUGAGAACGACACACCUACCUCACUAGAAAUGGAAGAGGGCGACACAAUUGAAGUUUAUCAACAACAAACUGGCGGCCAAUUUGAUAAAACAUUGUCAACGGGCUUAUGUUCGCGUCAUUGAAACGUAUCUUGUUCAAUUGGUUUUCAUUUCUGCCCCAUAUCUAUAUAUAUCUAUAUCUAUAUAUAGGAGACAACGCCGCCGAAUCAUAUUUUGAUAUUGUACAGUUACACUGCUUCGAUUGUAUUUGCAGAAACAAUAAAAAGUA